Messenger RNA from Petromyzon marinus (sea lamprey), 5446 nucleotides. RefSeq names its product proton channel OTOP2-like. The record is from RefSeq and is a predicted model, not a curated record. Gene Ontology annotation, cellular component: membrane. Gene Ontology annotation, molecular function: proton channel activity. Lineage: Eukaryota; Metazoa; Chordata; Hyperoartia; Petromyzontiformes; Petromyzontidae. Gene Ontology annotation, biological process: proton transmembrane transport.
AGGAUUUGGGUUACAUUUAUGGAAACAUUUUCUAAAACAUUUGGGCCAUUUCGAGUGCACACAACAUACCAACAAAGCACACGGCGCGUUGCAGUCAAUGUAUACAAAUAAAAGCCAGUAUAGAUCACCGAUGUUGUACAAUAUAUAUUCAAUAUAUAUUUUUUGAAAACAGCAAUUGGGCUGCUGUACAAAUGUCAAAGUCGUAAUAUUGACAAGAACUUAAGCAUGUGGUGGGUAUAGGUGAAGGAGGGACUAGCAUGACUCAUGAGAACUCUUAUCUCAAUGUUUUGGCUUAUCUCCUACUUACCAAGGGUCAACAGUUUUAAGUGAUGCAGAGCAGUGAAUUGCCUAAAAAGCCCCGCUCGCUUAUGCCAGCGACUGCAUUACAAUUAUGUUUUGCGGAAUCAAUAACGUGGUUCAUGAUUUCAAGGUUGCAAGAGUCGAUUUAGCAUGCCCACCUAGUGUUUUUUAAAUUACAGAUAUCGUUCAAUAAGCACUCCACAGCAUCUUUGUAACACGUCAACAAUAUUUUCCAUGCAUGUAACUGCUUAUGAAUGGCAGUUUGAACCGCAGUGAAUUUCAGAGCGAUAUAACAAAAUUGCAGUAAGCUUGAUUGAGCAUCUGAUGAGACACAGUACAGGGGCAAUUACGUUUUGUGAGUCAAUGUUGACGAUGGCCACGAACGUCGGAAUGGCAACCAAAUAACGCGACACACACCCGAGCGGACUUACACCGCGGAGAUGGAGCGAUAAAAUCAACUUGUGUGUGUGCAGGUCCCAGAUGGAUUGUUACACAGCAGGAUCGUGAGAGGUGGCGAUGGGUUGGAGAGGCCUUCAAACCCGUAGUUGAUUUAUCAGGGCUGAAGACGAUACAUGAACAUUAUUGCAUAUGAUAAUGCGUGACGCGUGCGUUUAAAGUCCUGAAUUAUUUACCUAAGCAACAAUGACUCUAUCACUGAUCUUGAUCACAUGCUCGAGUUUAUCCACGUUGCACGUGUUAAACUGGACCAUUAUGCUGCAUGUGCUGUAUCUAUUUACGAUACGGGCGCUUUAUUGUACUGUACUUGUACGAUCACCCGCCUAUGAUCCCCGCCUUCACCAGAACCGCACUGACUCGCAUGGUGAGUUGUAUGGCCAAGCAAUCUUGACGACUCGCACGGCGUGGAAAUGCCCUCUCAUCCAACAGUGGAUUAACAUAAAGUGCUGCACAUGUGCGUGUAUAGAUUUAGUACGGUUACGAAUAAGAGUAGCCAUACGGUCCUGAUUCCGACAUGCCAGCCACAAUUUUGCCCGUCGUAUCUCACGUGUUUAGAAUAUACACGUCAUCUCAGAAAUAAAUGAAGCGUCAACAUCAAGGCGCUGUGCAUGAUUACAGUACCAGAUCUGUGCACGCACAAGUCGCACUUUCACCGUAUGCAUCAGAUGUCAGGAAGGUAAGCGAUACAAGUUCGUUUACAAUGCGCCACUUGGUCGUGAGCUCCUAGAAAGUAAUUCGAGGUAUUUGGCUUGGACCAGAGACGUUCAGAGUGGGGGUGGCGGCGAGAGUGGGGUGGGCAUGUGUCACGUUUCACCUGAGGUGGAUGGAUCGGGAUUGUUGGAGGGGCUCACUGCCGUGGUUUGUGUUCGCUAUAAAACGCACCUUCUUGGGAGGCUUGGCUGGUCAAGUGUUUUGUCCAGCAGGUGGGCUGGCUGGCUGGCCUGCGCACAACACCGGAGUGCACACCGACCAUCUCCCACCGCACGAGAACAACUGCGCCCGUGAUAAACUCGGAGAGAGAGAGAGGAGAGAGAGAGAGGUACGUGCUUGCUGGCGAUUGCAGUUAUUAUCGUUGUUAUUAUUAUAGCACGCGCGGUGAAGUUCUUGAAGACGCUCUGAAACAUUUAAUGCGCGGGAGGGGAUAACUCGGCUUCGAAGUUUAAAGGUUAGAUCUUCAAUGCUUAUGUUGCUUGUGGAUGAAAUAGCGCUGUUAUUGGUUGGCGUGCGCUGUGCUAUGAACCCAGAGAACGGAAUUCAAUUCCCAGCCAUGGUUUAACGACAUGAGUGGCGGGUUAUAUCUGAACUGAUGUUCGGGUCCACACAACAUCAUCGUGCCGCUUCACCAACUCACACUGACCAGCGUGGUGAAGUAUGGUAACAAAAUAAAAUUACUGACAAGACAUGGAAGAGUGCUUCAUCCAGCAGUGGCUUUACAUAAAGUAUAGCAACAUUUCAAGUUGACAUUGACAGUGUGUAUCGUGCGUCGAGUUAAAACGCACCUAUCGAAAAGUGCCAUUACAUUGAGAGACAAAACAGCCGGGAGUAACACAGCCCCAUUUCCAGAGCUCCAACGGGGUUUGUGCAAAGCCCCUUUUUUCAGUUUGGCUGUGAAGGAAAUCAAGUUGUCGCGCGUCCAAGACCGCGUUAUGUGUCUCGGGACCUUGGCAAUAGAUCCGACGCAGUUGGAUUUGGCACGUGUCACAAAGUUUGUAUUGUCAGUGUACUCGCUCACACCUUCUUGAGGUCGCAUCAUAAAGUUUAUAGGUGAUGAUGGGCUAGAUUUGGGUUUAUAUUGUAUUGCAACCUUUGUCAAUGCAUCGGCACUUUUUUUUAAUAUCGCAGGGUCCUUGCAGAUGGUGGAUUGAGCAUGGCUGCUGCUGCUUGCUGCUGAUUGAUGAUGAGGACAAUAAUUAAUAGCCUUGCAAUAACAGCCUUCUGAUAGGUCUGCCGAGGGUUCAAUUGCGAAAAACAAUUGCGUGUUUAACGUUGUCGUUUUUAUAUUAUUAAACAGUUUGAUGUGAGAUUUUUUUCUGCAAUGUAAAUCUAAGAUAUGUCCAACUGUACGAGGGGAGAAUAAUUGUAUUACAUAAUGUUUUAAGUCAUUGUGUUUCCCUGCUCAAACGAACGUCGGGUGGCGCCUGUCUCCCGUUUACAGCACUGAGCCAGUGGUGGAAAUUCCUCAUGUUCAUGGCAGUGCCGAGUCCAUCCAUCGUAUGACCACUGUUGACAUUCUACAAACUGAUCCGCGUCAAGAGAAAGGGGGACGCAGUGCAGAAGGAUGACUGAGCCAAGCAGGUCGACCGCUGACACGGAGUCCCAAGGUGACGAUGUAGGCGUGCACGUGGGCGCCGUGGAGGAAGGCCGCGUCCCUUCUCCACCAGCCACUUCAAGCAGCCUGGGCAGCUCAGGCACCUCAAGCUCCAUCGUACAGCCCCUCGUGCAGUCAAAGGCCGGCGUGGUCUUCUCGUCCCUCUAUGCCAUCAACUUGAUCAUAUUUGGCGCCACCUUUAAGUUUGCCGAGAUCCUGAAUCCCAACCAUUUAGUGACCCAUGCCGAAAUGUACAUCUUUCUGAGCGUCAUCGUGACCAUUUCCAUCCUGUACAUGGUUGGCUUUGUGCUCCACAUGCGCCGUGUUGACACAAGCAGCAUUCCGAUGGACCACCACGCUGGAGCCAAGUGGUUAAAAGGUGGCCUGGCCUUAUUUGCGCUGGCAACGAUCAUUCUGGACGCGUUCCGCAUUGGGUACUACACUGGCAUGACACACUGCGAGUCUGUGGCCUUGGCCAUAUUCCCCGUCCUACAAGCCAUAUUCAGCAUCAUUUUGGUGUUACUACUUUGGGUUUAUGGAAAAUACUGUGUCCGAGAAUGGCAGACUCUGCACAGACUUGGCAUGAUGCACACUUUAGCAACGAGUAUUUUAAUAUGGUUUAACACCGUUAUUGAAGAAUCUAUAAAAGUUAUCAAGGAGAUAGAUCAUUCAACUGAAGUGCUACCUUCAAAUGUAACAUACAACGAAACGGAAUGCACAUGUCAGAUGAACUUUUGCCAGAUGUUCUAUGACAGCGUGCUAUUUCUGGAUCCUUUCAACAUUGAAUUCAGCCUCUUUUCCUCUGCCAUGCUGUACGUGAUGUGGAAGAACAUGGGUCGGAUAGACGCUCACAGUGUGUGUGAACCACACGUAAAGCCCAAGAUGCGAAUGGACAAUGUUCUGUUGGGACCCAUCUUUGGAAUAGUUGUUUUAGCAUCAACGCUUGUUGUUCUGGUCACAGUUGAAGUGCAAGUCAGGACUCCUGCAACUAAAGGACAGGCACUUUCAAUGUAUUACCUAUAUGGCAUAGUAAUUUACUCAUCUAUGGCAAUCUGUGGUGUUGCAGGAUUAGUAAUAUACAAAUUAGGAAACAGUGGUUUGAGGAAUGAUAAAAAUGUAGUGAGAAACCUCGAUGUCCUCCUGCUCAUUGGCUCAUCAAUUGGACUUUUUACUUCUGCCUACUUUUCUGUCAUUGCCGCAGGGUUUAGCUUGAGUCCUGAAACGAAUUUCUCUACAUUGGUAAUGGCAGCUGCAUUUUGCAAAAUCGUUGAACUCAUUUCUCAGAAUCUCUUUAUAAUUGAAGGGCUUCACCGUAGUCCGAGGACCGUGUUGGUGCACGACCAGGGAAGCAGCCCCACUCAGCGCAUAACUAUAGAGGCUAUCAACGGGGCAUUUGAAAGUGAUAGCCCAUCAGUGUUCACGCCAGUUUCUCAGCGCAAGCUUCAUCUGAAUGCACCCAAUUUCAGAGCAGCGCAAGAUGCAGGGAUAUUCAGCAAUGCACUGCCAUCCACACCAAAAUGUUUGAACAAUUUUGAUGGCAUCGGCGAUGCAUUUGAGGUGAGAAACCCUUCUCGGGAAGCAACAGAGAUGGCAAUUUCCCCCAUGUCACAGCACAGUCUGCAGUUUCAAAUCAGCGAAGAUUUAAAUGACGUCGUGAGCAACUCUCUAAAAGAAAGCAGUGAAUGUGUUACCCAAGCGGAGAGCAUUGGCAGCUUGACAACAGACAGCUCCAACAGGUCUUCAAGAACUGCAAGGCCACCGUUGGAUGCCAAGACAUACAUUAUUAAAAACUUCACCAUCUAUUUGUUGCUGUGCAACAUGUCGUUGUGGAUCAUAACAGCCUUCGGUGAACGGCUGCACCUCAUUAAUAGUAUAGGAGACCAGUUUUAUGGAUUCUCAGCGUGGGUAGUCGCCAUUAAUUUUUCAAUCCCGCUUGGAGUCUUCUAUCGCAUGCAUUCAGUGGCCAGCCUCUUUGAGGUGUUCUGCACCACUUAAGAGGGCCCCACAUGCCUCGAAGCGCAGGCUGCAAGCCGUGCUCCCCAGUACGCCACACGUGAUCAUGCAAACAUCUCCAGAGAUAUUGCACACGCAGGAUUUUAAGAGCUCAUAUAUUUUUUGUGUAUAUGAGAGUAUUACACCCUCGCAGGGUGAUGCGUAUGGGCAUUUAAAGCAGAAUUUGGGGCCCUGCAAAACAUGUGUUAUGGGUUUAUAACAAUUUGGUGCAUAUUCUGUGAUAUUGUAAUACGGUAGACUAUGAAUAUGCACACACCCUAAAACUAAACUAUUUUAUUUACCAGGUAAAGCCCACUGAGCUAUGAGCUCUUUUUCAGAAGCGACCUAGCCACAAAUGAUAACUCACCUAAGUAGCUUAUCUUGUGGAAA